Dipodomys spectabilis (banner-tailed kangaroo rat) is the source of this 2467-nucleotide messenger RNA. It is a transcript of the gene Pabpc1l, whose product is annotated as poly(A) binding protein cytoplasmic 1 like. The transcript has 14 exons. Gene Ontology annotation, molecular function: RNA binding. Gene Ontology annotation, cellular component: ribonucleoprotein complex. Bases 1 to 1926 code for a protein of 641 amino acids. The record is from RefSeq and is a predicted model, not a curated record. NCBI's taxonomy places the organism in Eukaryota, Metazoa, Chordata, Mammalia, Rodentia, Heteromyidae.
AUGCACGCCGGAGGCCAGGGCUACCCGCUCGCCUCGCUCUACGUGGGCGACCUGCACCCCGACGUGAACGAAGCCAUGCUCUACGAGACCUUCUCGCCUGCAGGCCCCAUCCUGUCCAUCCGCGUGUGCCGUGACGUGGCCACCCGGCGCUCGCUGGGCUAUGCCUACAUCAACUUCCAGCAGCCGGCAGACGCGGAACGGGCAUUGGACACUAUGAACUUUGAGGUGAUCAAGGGUCAACCCAUUCGAAUCAUGUGGUCCCAUCGAGACCCAGGGCUUCGAAAGUCAGGUGUGGGCAACAUCUUCAUCAAGAACCUGGAGGAUUCGAUUGACAACAAGGCUUUGUAUGACACCUUCUCCACCUUUGGGAAUAUCCUCUCUUGCAAGGUGGUGUGCAAUGAGCAUGGCUCCCGGGGCUUCGGCUUUGUGCACUUUGAGACCCACGAGGCUGCACAGCAGGCUAUCAGCACCAUGAAUGGGAUGCUGCUCAAUGACCGCAAAGUCUUCGUUGGCCACUUCAAGUCUCGACGGGAACGGGAGGCAGAGCUGGGAGCUCAGGCCCUAGAGUUCACCAACAUCUAUGUGAAGAAUCUCCAUCCAGACAUGGAUGAGCAGGGCUUGGAGGAUCUUUUCUCCCAGUUUGGAAAGAUGGUGAGUGUGAAAGUGAUGAGGAACAGCAGCGGCCAGUCCCGGGGCUUUGGCUUUGUCAACUUUGAGAAGCAUGAGGAAGCCCAGAAGGCUGUGGACCACAUGAACAGCCAGGAGGUGAGCGGGCGGCUGCUGUACGUGGGCCGUGCCCAGAAGAGGGCAGAGCGGCAGAAUGAGCUCAAACGCAAGUUUGAGCAGAUGAAGCAGGAUCGGCAGAACCGUUACCAGGGUGUGAACCUAUAUGUGAAGAACCUGGAUGACUCCAUCACUGAUGAGAAGCUGAGGAAAGUGUUCUCUCCCUACGGAGUGAUUACCAGUGCCAAGGUGAUGACAGAGGGUAGCCACAGCAAGGGGUUUGGCUUUGUGUGUUUUUCCUCUCCAGAAGAGGCGACAAAGGCCGUGACAGAGAUGAAUGGACGCAUCGUGGGCACCAAGCCACUGUAUGUGGCACUGGCCCAACGCAAAGAGGAGAGGAAGGCCAUCCUGACCAACCAGUACAUCCAGCGCCUCUCCACCAUACAGGCCCUGGACCGCUCCCUUUUAGGGUCCUUUCAGCAGCCCAGCUACUUUCUGCCCGCUGUGCCCCAGGUGACAGUUUGCCCACAGCUCCUGCCACGACCUUUCCCCCACGACAGCCAGGAAGAGCAGGAAGAUAGAGUUUCACAGGCCAAUCCUCCAGCCCAGGCGGCAUAUUAUGGCUCUAGCUCCAUGACCCCUAUCCAGGCUACCCACAGGUGGACGGCCCAGCCACAGAGACCUUCAUCUGCCUCAGUGGUCCAGCCACCAGGCACGCUUCAGCGCUCCCGGGCCCAAGUCAGCAGUGCCAGGCGGGCAUCUGCCCAGGUUCCACGCCCAGUGCCCCACACCCAGAGAGUGGCCAACAUUGGAACCCAGACCACAGGCUCUAGCAGAACAGGCUGUUGUACACCAGGCCGGUCUCUCCUGCCAUACAAAUGUUCCUCAGCUAUGCACAAUGCCUGUGGGGUCCAGGAGCCUGCUGUGUAUGUCCCUGGCCAGGAGCCCCUGACUGCGUCCAUGCUGGCUGCAGCGCCCCUGCAUGAGCAAAAGCAGAUGAUUGGGGAGCGACUCUACCCCCUCAUCUAUGAUGUUCAUAACCAGCUGGCUGGCAAAAUCACGGGCAUGCUGCUGGAGAUCGACAAUUCGGAGCUGCUGCUUAUGCUGGAGUCUCCAGAGUCCCUCAAGGCCAAGAUUGAAGAGGCGGUGGCAGUCCUGCACACGCACCAGGCCAUGGAGCCACUAAAGGCAUACACAAACUGAAAACAGGUUGACUGGGAGUGAGGAACUGGGACAGAACAGCUGAAUCCAGCAGCUGUAGAGAAAUGGCCAAAGGCUGCCUCUCAGAAGCUUAUUGCUGGCUUUGAAGUGCCAAGGAGGUGAGGGACACUGAGGCUUAUAGACGAUACACCGACCUAUGACUACAAUGGUAGUGAAGGAGCUCUUGUGCCCUCUCCGCUGCCUGGCGUCAUGCAGAAUGGGUUGGGCUUCCCCUGGGAACUGUCUGGUUCUAUUCCGAAGGCCUGGCCUAGACCACUGCUUACCUUCUUACCCGAAGACUGGGUGUCUCCCAUACUUUAGAAGUAUGUAUUCCCCUCCUCUCCUUUUCACUCUCAGAAAAUGGAACCCUAACUUCCCUGGCUGCUACAAGUACAGCAUUUCCUGAUCACAGCUCUAAGGCCCUGAAAAUGAUAACUUAUUUCCUCAUUGUUCUGUAUCUGUACUUGAGCUUGGGCUAUGGAAGGUAGGCUACUUUCCCACUGACCACUUUUUGCUUUGUGUAUUAAAAGUGCUGCAAAAUCUA